Molecule: messenger RNA, 3078 nt
Organism: Cottoperca gobio
Lineage: Eukaryota; Metazoa; Chordata; Actinopteri; Perciformes; Bovichtidae
Gene: cpt1b
Product: carnitine palmitoyltransferase 1B (muscle)
Exons: 19
Coding region: 161-2524 (787 amino acids)
Biological process (GO): long-chain fatty acid transport; fatty acid metabolic process; carnitine metabolic process
Cellular component (GO): mitochondrion
Molecular function (GO): carnitine O-palmitoyltransferase activity
Source: RefSeq, a predicted model, not a curated record
UCUCACUACCUGAGGAAAGCUAAAUCAAGGGCACUAGAGUCACACAGAGCACACAAGCCAGAGUACAGAGGAAUUUCACUGCCUCACUGACGCAAACCAAAGUCACAGCUUUCCUCUGCCUUUCUCUGACUGUUGUUGACAUAGUAGCUACUAUUCAGAGAUGGCUGAGGCGCAUCAGGCGGUGGGUUUCCAGUUCACUGUGCGCCCGGAUGGUGUGGACCUCAAACUCAGUCAAGAGGUCAUUAAAAACAUCUACCUGUCUGGAGUGACAGCAUGGAAGAAGCGAGCCAUUCAAUUCAAGAAUGGUGUGUUGGCUGGAGUCUAUCCUGCCAGUCCGUCUAGUUGGCUGAUAGUUGUGAUUGCCAUGAUGAGUUCCUUGUACAUCCGCAUUGACGCCUCUCUAGGAAUGAUUGACGCAAUCAAGGAAAAUCUACCACACAGAGACUAUAUAUCAAUGCAGACCCGAGCGGUGCUGAGUGCCAUCCUGUUUGCCACUGGUCUGUGGCUGUUCCUCAUCUACCUCUUAAGAUAUACUCUCAAAGCUCUACUCUCCUACCAUGGAUGGAUUUUUGAAUCCCAUGGAAAAAUGAGCACAUCUACCAAAGUGUGGCUGAGCCUGGUGAAGAUGUUCUCUGGGCGCAGGCCGCUGCUCUAUAGUUUCCAGGCCUCCUUACCCAGGCUCCCUGUGCCCAGUGUGGAUGAUACAAUUCAGAGGUACCUGGAGUCAGUCUGUCCUCUGCUGGACAGUGAACAGUACAAUCAAAUGGAGAUGUUGGCCAAUGACUUUAAAGAUUCCAAAGCAGCCCAGCUACAGAGAUACCUAAUCCUAAAAUCCUGGUGCGGGACAAAUUAUGUAAGUGACUGGUGGGAGGAAUACAUCUACCUCAGAGGCAGGAGUCCUAUCAUGGUGAACAGUAACUUCUAUAUAAUGGACCUCUUGUACGUGACCCCAACACACCGACAGGCUGCACGGGCAGGGAAUGUGGUUCAUGCCAUGCUGCAGUACAGACGCAAACUGGAACGUGGUGAACAUGCACCGCUGAGGGCGUUGGGGACCGUUCCUAUGUGUUCCUCUCAGAUGGAAAGGAUAUUUAACACCACUCGUAUCCCUGGGAUAGAAACAGAUAUUGUGCAGCACCUAACUGACCGUAAGCACCUGGUUGUCUACCACAAGGGCCGUUUCUUCCAAGUGUGGCUGUACACUGGAGGGCGCCACCUCUUACCCAGUGAACUAGAGACACAGUUUCAAAGGAUCCUCAAUGAUACAUCACAACCCCAGCCAGGAGAACUCAAAUUAGCCGCCCUGACUGCAGGAAACAGAGUUCCAUGGGCUCGAGCUCGGAUUAAAUAUUUCAGCCAGGGGGGAAACAGAGCGUCUCUGGACCUCAUUGAGUCAGCUGCCUUCUUCCUGACACUAGAUGACGAGCCACAGGGUUACGACCCAGCAAAGACCAAAUCGCUUGACAGUUACGCCAAGUCACUACUGCAUGGCAAAUGCUACGACAGGUGGUUUGACAAGUCUUUCACUUUGAUCUCUUAUCCAAAUGGAAAACUGGGUGUAAAUGCUGAACAUUCUUGGGCGGAUGCACCAAUUGUUGGACAUAUGUGGGAGUAUGUCCUUGCAACAGACUGCUUCCAUCUUGGCUACACAGAGGAGGGACACUGUAAAGGGGAUGUAAACAAAGGCCUGCCUCAUCCCACUCGACUACAGUGGCAGAUUCCAAAGGAGUGCCAAGACGUCAUAGACACUUCAUACCUGUCAGCCAAGCAGAUAGCUGAUGACGUGGACUUCCAUGGUUAUCUGUUUACUGAGUUUGGAAAAGGACUGAUCAAGAAGUGCAGGAGCAGCCCUGAUGCCUUUAUUCAGCUGGCCCUGCAGUUGGCACAGUUCAGGGACCAGGGAGUGCUCUGUCUGACAUACGAGUCAUCGAUGACUCGUAUGUUCAGAGACGGUCGGACGGAGACUGUACGCUCCUGCACUUCUGAGGCUGUUGCAUUUGUCAGAGCCAUGGAGGAUGAAGGUGCAACAAAUGCCCAGAGACUUGCCCUGUUUCGGAAAGCAGCAGAUACGCAUCAAAACAUGUAUCGUCUGGCCAUGACUGGUUCUGGUAUCGAUCGUCACCUCUUCUGUCUCUACAUAGUGUCCAAAUACCUUGGUAUUGACUCGCCAUUCCUUAAGAAGGUGCUUUCAGAGCCCUGGAAGUUGUCUACUAGCCAGACUCCACAGCAGCAGCUAAAUUUAGUUGACAUCAACAAGUUCCCUAAAUAUGUGGGAGCUGGUGGUGGAUUUGGCCCGGUGGCUGAUGAUGGUUAUGGUGUGUCUUAUAUAAUAGUCGGGGAAAACCUCAUCACAUUCCACAUCUCCAGCAAGUUCUCCAGCCCUGACACAGACUCGUACCGGUUCGGUCAGCACAUUGGUAAGGCAAUGCUGGAUAUCCAAGCACUUUUCAAGUCUGGAAAUGAUAAGAAGACGGUGGAGCACGCAAAGCAUGGACAGGUGGAAAAUGGGAAAAAGCAGAUAUAACAAACACUGUGGAGUGGUAUGCUGCUCACACACAAAAACAAAACAUAGUUCUGGUGACGGGUUGCAUUUAUGAUCUAUUUGCUUUCCUGGGGCGUCACAUAGGAGCAGGUCAUUCCACUCAGUAUGACUAAAGGAAUAGUUGUUACUCUAAUUUAUUUAUAUUUUAUAUUGUACCUUCCAGACCUGUUGUUUUGGUGCUGAGGGCAAGACAUUUUGUUUUUGCAAUGACUGUUUCUCGCUCCUUUUUUGUCAGUUCAUGCCAUAGAUUGUAAGAUUGUAUAUUAAGCUAAUGUAUAUAUAAUCUUUAUAUGUGGUCUAUUGUUAGUGUAUAUGAAACUUGUAAAUAUAUCUGCUUAAAGAACUGAGUGUUAUGUUUAAAACUAUCAAUCCUUUGUUACAUGACAGUAUUUAUGAAUUGCUGUUGCAUCUUUAAAUUAAAAAUAUUAGAUCAUUAUACAUUUCGGUAACUGAUAAUUGUUUUCCAUUCUUGACACAUUUAAACAAACACGUAUAAACCCAAAACAUCAAAACAGACGCAGAAAAACAAUCUAUUA